GAAUUUCUUAUUUGUUAUUUUAGAUUACAAAGUUAAUAAAAAUAAUUUACUUAAUUAAUUCAAGAUAUCUCCAUGAAAUAAAUUCUCAUAUAUAAAGAAUCAGAUUGCCUACCCUUACCUGUAUUCUUGCUUAUUGAAUAAACGAACUUUUUCAAGAUAUGAGCAAUCAAAACCUAGCAAAUCCAUGUGUAUCUGAAUUAACAGAUUCAUUCAUAUCUAGAGAAAUGUAAUAAACCUAAAAAAUUUUUCAAACCAAUAUUAGAAAUAUAAUUAUUUUUAAAUAAAAUAGAAUGUUCACCAGUUAUGCACUCUUAAUUAUUGCAUUCACCUAAGAAUAAUUAAAAUAGUUAGAAAGUAAUAAGAAGCUAUAUCCUAUGAUCUGUUUGAAUUGAAAUAUUAAAAGAAUUUCUUUCAAAGU
This is a messenger RNA of Paramecium primaurelia, 418 nucleotides long. NCBI's taxonomy places the organism in Eukaryota, Ciliophora, Oligohymenophorea, Peniculida, Parameciidae. The record is from the annotation of a GenBank genome assembly.